Messenger RNA from Ostrea edulis (European flat oyster), 7695 nucleotides. Its product is annotated as transient receptor potential cation channel subfamily A member 1 homolog. NCBI's taxonomy places the organism in Eukaryota, Metazoa, Mollusca, Bivalvia, Ostreida, Ostreidae. Gene Ontology annotation, molecular function: protein binding; monoatomic ion channel activity. Gene Ontology annotation, biological process: monoatomic ion transport; transmembrane transport. Bases 849 to 4475 code for a protein of 1208 amino acids. The transcript is spliced from 25 exons. The record is from RefSeq and is a predicted model, not a curated record. Gene Ontology annotation, cellular component: membrane.
UUUUAAUAGUAGUUAAUGUUUCCACAUGUUUCUCAAAAUGUUCAAAACCAUUCACAUUUAGAACUUGGCGGCCUGUAGACGCAAAAGUGAACCUUGGGGAGUUGCCUAUUUUGAUGUCAAAAUCUAAAACCUCAAUGUCUUCAUGGUGUUGCACACCAGUAACCUGAAAUUUAUUUUAUAGGAAAACGCGUCAUAUAAUAGGUCCUGUAUGUACAUCAUAAGGUAGAAUUAAUUUAAGACAGAAUAAGUUUUUUUUUGUUUUUUUUUUAAAAUUUAAAUUUGGACGUGACUCAAAUUUCUAUAACAAUGUCUAAAAUCACCAUCUUAAUGCGGGGGUGGUGGUGUUAGGGGUAGGGGGUGCAUACACCCGAACUUUACGCCCGCCCCCUCUUCUUGACAAUUCCUGAAUCCUCUCCCCGCUCAUAUCGCUCUCUUCCGGCCUCGCCCUCCACAGACAAUCCCCCCUCCCCCCAUUUCCCAAAGAAAUUGUCCCGCUCAAUCAUCUUAUAACUGUAAGGCAGAUAGAAAUACACGUGUUUAGUUUUAUUCCCGCGGAUUUCACAACCUGGAAGAAAAAAAACAAACAAAAAAACAAAAAACAAAAAAAAACAACCUGUCAGCCAAAAAUAGCUCGUCUUGCUAGUUUACAUUGGGUCACGUGAUCGUAAACAACAAACACGAAAAAUACCGACAUGGCUACGAAAAUAUUUUGACGUUGUGAAAUGUGGAGUUUGUGAGAAUUCUGAUUGAAACAGGAGCUUUAGCAUUCACGGAGACUUUUAUAUUUGACUUAAGGGUUUGAUUGACAGCCACACAGCAUCCUGACAUCAGUAAACCCCGCCCCAGACAUGGCUGACACAGAGGGAUCAUUCCGGACAUUGGUCAGUGUCAAUGGGACAGAUGAGGAAGAGAAAAAAUCUAAUGGAGUGGAGAUGAAAAAUCUUCUUGAAGAUGAUGAUGAGCCUCAAGUCCAGCCCAGCGGGAUGAAACGCAGUGACACGGCCGACCUCCUAAAUCUCACACUACACCAGUGUGCCAGGAAUGGUGACACUCGUAGUAUGGAGAUCCUUCUGAGGUCCAUCACUGGAAACUUAAAGAAGAAAAUCAACAUGCGUGAUGAAGAGGGAGUAACAGCCUUGCAUUACGCAGCCCGCUAUAAUCAGUACGACAUCGUCAAAAUUCUACACAGCUACGGUGCAGAUAUUAACUCGCUGGAUGAGGAGGCGUUGACCCCGCUGCACUACGCGGCCCGCUACAAGCGAGAGAAACAGAGGAGGGGGGCUGAACUUGUGCUGGAUGAUCAAGAGCAAAGUGCAAUUCCGGCCAGUCACUCAGCAGAUGAGCUGGCGUCGCAAGACAUCGUCGUCGCAUUCCUGAUCAAGAAUGGUGCAGACAUGAACCGUGGGGACAAAUAUGGAUUAACUCCCCUGCACUACGCGGCCAUGAGGGGCAAUGAACUGGCCACAAGGGAACUGCUUCAGUUCAGAGGAAUCAACAUCGAGGCGGAGGACAAACAAGGAAUGACGUCUUUACAUAUGGCAGCAACACACAACCAUGUGGAGAUUGCCAGGCUGUUGAUCGAUUCGGGGGCCCAGCUUAGAUGCAAGGACAACGAAGAUCUGACCCCGCUCCACUGCGCUGGGUCGGAAGGGAAUAUUGAAAUUGUGCAAUUGAUGUUCCAGGCGGGUGCCAAACAGGAUGGCUGGGUUACCAUCUCAAAUAUGGUGACAGACAGAGAUUGUGACCAGAACACCUGUUUACACUUGGCUGUAGAGAAUGGACAUUAUGAUGUGGUCAAGCUUUGUCUGGACAAGCGGUCAGAUGUCAAUACACCCAGCAGUAAUUACAUGUAUCCUUUACACCUGGCAGCCAAAGCAGGAGACAUCAGGUGCGUGAAAUUGUUGGUCCAGCAUCACGCCAGGAUUGACGCUCUGAAUGAUGAGAUGGCCACGCCCCUUCACAUCGCUGCUGGAUACAACCACAAGGAUGUUGUAGAAUUCCUGAUAGAAAGGAAAGCUCCGCUGGAGAAACGAGACAAGGAUAACUACACGCCGCUGUUGAUGGCGGCGUAUUCCGGUCACGCGGAGUCUCUGGACACUCUGCUGAAGAAAGGUGCGGAUUACGAGGCUGUCGACAAAAACGACAAAACAGCGGUGUAUCUCGCCGCCGAGGAGGACAAACUUGACGCACUCAAGACUAUGUUGGCAUACCCAGACGUCCGGAGACUGGUGGACGUUGGUGAUCGCUAUGACAAUCAUCCCCUCCACAUUGCUGCUCAGGAUGGCUACCUCAGUAUUGUAAAGUGCCUGAUUGAACACGGUGCAGACUUGGAUUGUAAAAAUGAAGAGGAGCAAACUCCACUUCAUCUCGCUGCCAAAAACGGCAGGACCAAUGUUGUGAGAGAGUUGGUGAUACGUGAUCACUCAUCUGUGAACGACGAAGACGAGGACUCCAACACGGCUCUACAUCUGGCCACGCUUCACGGACACACCAAGGUCGCCAUGAUUCUCAUUAAGAACGGUGCCGACGUCGCAGCCAGAAACUCUGUUUUAUGGACGCCGCUGGAUUGUGCGGCUGCGAAGGGUUGGCUGAAGACAGUCAAGUGUCUGUUAGACGCAGAUGCACCGGUUGACCCCAUGGAUAAGACUAAAACAACACCCCUUCACUUGGCAUCACGCUACGGACAUGCUGAUGUCGUGAAAUGUUUACUGGAUCAUUUUGCAAACGUUUCACAACGAGACACAGAUGGCAACAACUGUAUGGAUAUGGCCAUCGACAACAACAAACCUGAGGUUGCCUUGGUAAUCAUCAACAGUGACAAAUGGGAGGAUGCCAUGAGAAAUGAGACCCCGGAUAUUGGCACCGGGCUGAGGACCACGCCCAUGAGGAAACUCAUCAAGAAAAUGCCAGAUGUGGCAGAGUCGGCAUUUUUGCGAUGCAUGACCACAAACAACAGGAAUCCAGAGCACCCAGACUACAAGUGCACAUUUAACUACGAGUUUCUGGACGACACAUACUCCAACUGGACAGAGGGCGGAACCAGUGAUGGGUCAGGAUCAGGCAGUGUGUAUAAUGAGGAUUUCUAUCUCUUCUUUACAGGCAGUGUGUAUAAUGAGGAUUUCUCCCUCAAUGUCUUGGCUAGACCAUACACUUCUGACUCCAGUGAAAUGAAGAGCAACCAUCCACUCAUGAUAAUGGUGAACUCUAAGCGGGAGGAUCUUCUAGCUCAUCCUCUGGUGAACGCUCUACUCCGUCACAAGUGGAACAGCUUUGGGCGGACCUUCUACUACAUGAACUUUUUGAUUUACGCUGUCUUCCUCGUCUUUCUCACUGGGUACAUCGUAUCCACGGACCCUCCUUUUGAAGUGUAUCAAGCUUUAGGUAUGGAAUCGAGUGUCGCAGAGAAAACAGCGUGUAGCAAUGCGUCGAGUAGACAUACACUGGACAGCUCGGAAUUCGAUCAGCCCCUGUUUGCUACAAUUGGAAAAUACGUCAUCAUGGCGUUGUCUGCUUGGAAUUUACUAAGAGAGUUGUUGCAGAUUUACCAGGCCAAGCUGCAGUAUCUGGGGUUCGAGAAUCUGAUUGAGUGGGUCACCUACGUCUGUGCCUUAUUGCUGGUGAUCGACUUUGAGAACUGUCAGCGAUCCACGGGAUACAGAUUCACGUGGCAGUGGUCAGUGGGGGCUGUGGCAAUCUUCCUCUGCUGGAUUAAUCUGGUUCUCUUCCUCCAGAAAUUCCCGCGGUUUGGGAUCUACGUUGUCAUGUUUAAAGACAUUCUUAACACCUUCCUUCAAUUCGCCAUCGUCUUCUUUCUGUUCGUUGUUGCCUUUGGUCUGGGAUUCUACACAGUGCUACAAAACCAGGAUGCAUUUGCUACGGUGUGGGAGUCGCUCAUUAAGACCACGGUGAUGAUGAUUGGCGAGUUUGAGUACGAGAACAUUUUCUAUGGUGAGAAGCAAGGUGAACAAGAUUUCUACCCCGAGAUCACCUACAUCAUGUUCGUCGUCUUCAUGAUUUUGAUGUCCAUCAUCAUCAUGAACUUACUGGUUGGUUUGGCUGUAGAUGAUAUCAAGGCUGUACAGGAGCAGGCUGCACUCAAGAGAAUGGCUAUGCAGGUUGAGUUAGCUUUAGAUGUGGAGAGGGUGGUGCCAGAAUUUAUACGGCGCCGUUUUGUGACAAAGUGUGACACUUACAGACCCAACAGGAAGACCUUGAAUCCCCUGAAGCUCCUGGCCCGGGCCGAGGCUGGCGACCUCUCCUCACAGGCCAUCUCUAAAGCCCUGGACCCUGACCUGGAUGAGAUAGAGAAGGUCAUGGAGACUCAGGAGAAGUUGCAGAAGGACAUCACCAAGCUGAAGGGCGGAGUUAAGAACAUCCGGGAACAGACUGCUCGUCUGGAGAGCAUGCUCAUGUGUCUGCUAGAGCAGUCGGGGAUCAGCGACUUUAAAGAGGAAGACUUCCAGGAGGGUGACUGAGAGGGCAAAUCUCAAAGGACAGAAAACGUCACCAGGGUCAUUUGUAAACUUUUGUCAUGUUUCGUCAAUAUUGAAUAUUGUAAUGGAUUGUUUACCAUAGUUCUUAGAAGAGGAUAUCUCAAAAGACAAGAAAUGAUUACAGGAAUCAUCUCAGAACUUAAUUCUUGCAUGUAUUGUGUCACUGUUAAAGAUGUAUAUGCGGAUCCUCUCAAAGGAUGAAAAAUUUAACUGAGUGCGACAUGGAUCAUCUCAAAUAUCAUCAAUGUCGGGUAUCCUGUGUACUGCUCAAGGCUGAAUUUUACAGCCCAUUUUAAGAAAAUUUAUCUCAUUGUUGAAUACCCCACUGCAAGUGUUGUGCUGAUUUUGUGAUAGUUAAAGAAUUUAUUAUAUCCAGAUAGCUGUCAUUUUAUACUUCAUCAAGUAUCAGAUCACACAAGUGACAAAGGCGUCAUUUUGAAAUGAGAAUUCUGAUAGAGUCAACCAUGGUAAUGUUACUCAAUGAUUAAUCGACAAAACUGUCAGCAGAGAUUGAAAAAUAAUGUUGCAUUAUGGACGGGUAAUAUUUUAUGAGUUUGAUCACUUACAUGCAAUAUUUGUCCUCUUUUGUUUUAAAUCUGUAUAUAUAAGGCAUAAUGUACUGGUACUUGUAUAUAGCCGUCUGUAUUUAUAUUUGGAAAAAUUAUUUUUGUCCCUAGCAAAAGAUCACAUCGAUCAUCAUGAAUAUUCAAUGCUACAUUUUAUUUAUAUGUUUAUCAAAUUGGAUUUAUUUAUAAGGUUUGGGAUUUGUAAUUAUAUAGUAACCAGAUAAUUACAGUGUAUAUUAUUUGAUUUUAGUUGCUUUAAUAUUUUUUUGCAGUUUGUUUUCAAUAUAGAUAAAUCAUGACUGUCAAAUUCCUAGGCUGUUUUUGUCUACAAUCUAUUUUAUUUUGGUCUACAAUCUAUUUUAUUUUUGUUUACAGCUAGUUCUGUGACCUGAUAUUGUAUGUGAAUUGUCUGUAUAAUUAGUUUUGCCCUACGUGGGCAGAGUUUUGUUUGGUUGUUUCUGUGCUAAAGUUUUAUUUAUACAAACCCAUGCCAUUGUUUGUCGAUGUGAUCGCAGAUUUGUGUACUUGAAUUUUGUCUUUACGCAUGGAAGCGACGGAUUCUGAUGAGGCUUGCUGUGCAUAAUGAUUCUCAUUUCUACACACCACAGGGUACCUAGUUCUCCCACCACUGAUGUUUUGUGAAACAGUUUUUACGAAGAUAAGUAAUUACAAAAUACCUCAGGAUUUUUUUUUAUUUUCAACAUGUACAGUUUUUUUUAACAUAUCGGUCAGCGUCAUAGAACCGGUAUUAUGAUGUGAACAAGCCUCACCUAUUUCACAUAUCAACAGAUAAUCGGGUAAAAGUGAGAGAAGUAUCGGGUUCUGUUGCUCCAGUCAUUAGUACAUGGUUCUCGUAAGUACAGCUUCUAUCGAGAUAACUUGAUUCUUAAAAAUUGCCGGUAUUUCGAAGUCAGAAAGAAAAAUGUACUACAUGUGUGUUUGUGUUCGAUUGUGUAUAUCCAAAUUCUUGUGUUGUAAAAAUAUGUUUUGUGUUAUUAAUUGUGGUAUGCCUUUUGAAUUACCUACAGUUUAGGUGACUGAUAUUAUGCAUUAUGGAGGUAUAACACACGUAUUAAGACUCUCGGGAAUGGAAGUUUAGGAAAGGUAUGAGAAUUUGCCUCAUGUUGCCGAAUAUUGCGUUUUUUGUGUAAACUCGUGGAGGAUAAAUAUAUUGAAAUUUCUAUGGAACUGUAAUGCAUGAUUUACAGAUUGCCUGCCUUAUCUCCUAAUACUAUGAUCUAAUCAGACAGAAAAGAAUUGUUGAUGAACAAGACUAUCUGAUUUUAACAUAUCAUGGCAGACAUCCGAUAAUAAGUCUCGGGGUGUGAUUUUUUCUCUUUUCAGAGGAAAUCCCCUGAUUUGCUCAAUUUUGGAAAAAAUGAAACCGCUUGGAUUUGAUCUAAAGUGGUAGAAAAUGAUAUUUUUCCAGGUAGGGUGAGGUGUUUUCCUCCCUUUUUGACCAGUUUUCCUCUGAUUUUUGAGGAAUUCAGUCACAUUCCUGAAGUCUGGGUGGUGUGUUAUUUCUCCAUAAUACGCUUACAAACAAAAAGUCUGUGAUAGCCUAAGACACAUCGUCAAUUUAUGACCAGGUUUUGUUUGCCCUUCAGCAGGACCAAGAAUUCAACUUUUUUUUCUGUGUACAUUUAAAAUUUUUCCCUUUACGAGAAUGCAGAUGACCAGAUUACUUAUUUUUUUUCUUUUUAUAGUUUAUUUCUUAAUAUUAUGUUUUUCAUGUUGAAAUUCUGUUGGUGCAUUUUGUAGGCUUAAGCCAAGGUUGUUCUUGAAUAUUUUAAGAAACAAUAUUUCUUUUUAUCAAGUUGAAUGUACCUUACAUUACUCAUCCUAUUUGGUCAUAUCUUCACGUUUUCUAGAGUCUGUUAAAUAUCAUACUUACUCAGAGUACUUUGUUAGAUAAAACGGAGUUCUGUAUUUCAUUUAUUGAUUGUAUAUUGAUUGUAUUUGAACAGAACUUUAAUUGUUUUGGAUGUCGUAAUAAUGCAUGAAUAUUGUACAGUUAUAUUCAGAAUAUAUUUCUAUUUUUUCCCCCUUUUUUUUCAAACACUGAUAUUUUGUACAGCUUUUUAAGCUACAAAAUGUGGGAUUUUUUUCAGAUUUUUUCCUUGUUAAACUAUACCGACCAGUAUCAAUGUGGCAUUACAAAACGAGCACUGGAUAAUCUGCUGAUUGUUUUAAUUAAGGUUCCCAUGUUUAAUUACACAGACAUGUCAGGAUUUCUUUUGUUAGGUGAAUAUACCAAUAGAAUUCAGUAAUCUUGUCAUGUACGACAUUUCUGAAGUACCAAACAGAUGCUGAUUGUAUUAAUCAUGAUUUUUUUUUUAUUCUUUGUCCCAAAUAUUGAUAAACGCAAUAUAUCUCAAUGUCCUUGAAAUUCGGUGAUCUUGCAAUCUAUUUUUUUUUCAUCAAUGUAACUCCCAUCCUGUCUGUGUGAUUUUUUUUAAUUUUAUACCAGUAUUGGAAUGUACUGUCCAGAAUAAAUUUUACAUGUCUAAAAAUCUACAAAUCUUCCUUACCAUAUUUUUCUGUGUUACAGUACUUGUGCCGUUUGUUAUUUUUUUUCUUUAUUCUUUUAUGAAAUAACAUUUAAUGUAGUUCAUAAUAAAAUGUAUUGAAUCAUA